CCUCCUAGGCGCCCUCGCCCCCCGUCGCUUUCCCGGGCUCUUCCUGGCCAUGUCUCCCGCCCGGCUCCGGCCCCGAUUGUGGUUCUGCCUGCUCCUGCUGCUGCUGCUGGUGCCGGCGGCGCGGGGCUGCGGGCCGGGCCGGGUGGUGGGUAGCCGCCGGCGGCCGCCGCGCAAACUCGUGCCGCUCGCUUACAAGCAGUUCAGCCCCAACGUGCCUGAGAAGACGCUGGGCGCCAGCGGGCGCUAUGAAGGCAAGAUCGCGCGCAGCUCGGAGCGCUUCAAGGAGCUCACUCCCAAUUACAACCCCGACAUCAUCUUCAAAGACGAGGAAAACACCGGCGCCGACCGCCUCAUGACCCAGCGCUGCAAGGACCGCCUGAAUUCACUGGCCAUCUCCGUGAUGAACCAGUGGCCUGGCGUGAAGCUGCGGGUGACAGAAGGCUGGGACGAGGAUGGCCAUCACUCGGAGGAGUCAUUGCAUUACGAGGGCCGCGCCGUGGACAUCACCACGUCGGACCGCGACCGCAAUAAGUACGGACUGCUUGCGCGCUUGGCGGUGGAGGCCGGCUUCGAUUGGGUGUAUUACGAAUCCAAGGCCCACGUGCAUUGCUCGGUCAAGUCCGAGCACUCAGCAGCUGCCAAAACCGGUGGCUGCUUCCCAGCUGGAGCACAAGUGCGCCUAGAGAGUGGGGCUCGUGUGGCCUUGUCUGCCGUGAGGCCCGGGGACCGGGUACUAGCCAUGGGGGAGGAUGGAAAUCCCACCUUCAGCGAUGUGCUCAUCUUCCUGGACCGUGAGCCAGACAGGCUGAGGGCCUUCCAGGUCAUCGAGACCCAGGACCCUCCACGGCGCCUGGAGCUCACCCCUGCGCAUCUGCUCUUCACUGCUGACAAUCACACAGAGACGGCAGCCCAAUUCCGGGCCACGUUUGCCAGCCACGUGCAACCUGGCCAGUACGUGCUGGUGGCCGGAGUGCCCGGCCUGCAGCCUGCCAAGGUGGCCUCCGUCUCCACACACGUGGCCCUCGGGGCUUAUGCCCCGCUCACGAGGCAUGGGACACUAGUGGUAGAAGACGUGGUGGCUUCCUGCUUCGCAGCUGUGGCAGACCACCGCUUGGCUCAGCUGGCCUUCUGGCCCCUGCGACUGUUCCACAGCUUGGCAUGGGGGAGCUGGACCUUGGGGGAGGGUGUGCACUGGUAUCCUCAGCUGCUCUACCGCCUGGGGCGCCUCCUGCUGGAAGAAGGCAGCUUCCACCCACUGGGCAUGUCCGGGGCUGGGAGUUGAAAGGACCCCAGUCCUCCACUCUGGAACUGCAGUGCUGGGUGCAAAGACCU
Molecule: messenger RNA, 1332 nt
Organism: Ochotona curzoniae (black-lipped pika)
Lineage: Eukaryota; Metazoa; Chordata; Mammalia; Lagomorpha; Ochotonidae
Gene: IHH
Product: Indian hedgehog signaling molecule
Exons: 3
Coding region: 50-1282 (410 amino acids)
Biological process (GO): cell fate specification; intein-mediated protein splicing; regulation of gene expression
Molecular function (GO): patched binding; calcium ion binding
Source: RefSeq, a predicted model, not a curated record